CGACCCGCCAGAACACACCUUCAACAAGCACGAAGAGUAACACACUAGCCGGAAGGGGAUUCUGAGUUGUAACUUUUUCCUUCACAGAACUGAGAAAGAAUACAGUGAUCUGACACUGGAGCAGAGUUGUUUUACGUGCUGAAAACAGAAACAGUUGGACCUUGGACUUUCACUCUCGAUUUUUUGGAGUGAUCUUGAAACGGUUUUGAUCUUGGGACAGUGUUGAGAGCGACGACGGGAGCCUGAAUACAUGCUCUCUGCUGACACUAACAUUUGUUGACUAUCCUGAGACUGUGUUUCUAAAAGCAGCUGGUAAGCUCACUUUUUCUACGACUUUAUGUCUACAAAGAUGGAACAGCCUUUUCAUGACGACUCUUUUCUGUCGGCUUACGGCCACUCAGAUGCAGCCAUGCACGACUACAAACUGCUAAAGCAGAAUAUGAAUUUGAACUUGACAGAGCCUUAUCGCAACCUGAAAUCCCAGCUGAGAGCCGAGACAGAUCCGUACCAAGGGGGGCAGCAAGACGUGGGGUCCCUGAAGCUCGCAUCCCCUGAACUUGAGAGGCUCAUCAUCCAAAACAGUAACGGUGUGAUCACCACUCCCACCCCGGGCCAGUACUUCUACAACCGGGGCAUUACCGACGAGCAGGAGGGCUUCGCCGAGGGGUUUGUGAAAGCUCUGGAUGAGCUGCACAAGAUGAACCAAAUGCCUCCUCCAAACGUGUCCAUUGGAGCCGGCGGAGUUACGACGUGUACGGCGGCGGCGGCGGCCUCUAGCGUCUUCGGUUCCGCCUUGCAGCCCGAGCCUCCAAUCUACACAACACUGAACGCCUACUGCCCGAAUACGAACCUCUCUUCCGCAUCCAGCUACCCCACAGCCACCAUCAGCUACCUGCCGCCGCACCAGCAGAGCCACGCGCAGACCUCGACGCACGGUGCGCACCCGUUCCAGCACACUCUCCCCAGCUCCGGGCUCCAUCCGCAGCGGCUGGUCGCUCUGAAAGAGGAGCCCCAGACCGUCCCUGACCUCCUCAGCAGCGACGGCUCGCCUCCGAUGUCCCCCAUCGAUUUGGAGACACAGGAGAGGAUCAAGGCAGAGCGCAAGAGGCUGAGGAACCGACUCGCGGCCACCAAAUGCCGGAGGCGCAAGCUGGAGCGCAUCGCGCGGCUGGAAGAGAAGGUGAAAGUUUUGAAGAGCGACAACGCGGGGCUCUCCAACACGGCGUCGGUGCUGCGGGAUCAGGUGGCCCAGCUCAAACAGAAGGUCCUGACACAUGUAAGCAGCGGCUGUCAGCUGAUGCUCACGAGCAAGAUGGAGUCAUUUUAGAUAUGAGAGACUAAUAAUAAGAGACUGAAAAGUAAUAACACUGGAGUCAUGUUCUGCAUGCAGCACUGGAAUACCGGCUGAUGUGUUGCCAGCACUGACUGCAACACAGGUCCGAGGGCUAUGUGUAGACAAUUUAGGGUGAAAAGACUAACUGAAAUGGUACUUCCGGAUGCUGGACACCGCUUAAAGGACCAUUCAACCUUAAAUAAAACAAAUAAACAAGGGCAGCAUCCAGACUGAGCAAUGGGCACAGACAGACCCAUACGUUUACUAAUGGUAUAAAAUGGGAAUUGUAUUUCUAUUCUUUUGCAAAUGAUGUUGUCUUGCAAUGCUGCAUUUAGUCAUUGUGUAAAUUAUUUUGUUUGUCCGGUUGAUCCAGACAAACUGAUGAUGUCCAAUGUUUACAGUGUCUUUUUUUUUAUUUGUGAUGUGUAUUUAAGUAAAGUGUCUUAAAAAUGAAACCUUA
This is a messenger RNA of Sphaeramia orbicularis (orbiculate cardinalfish), 1793 nucleotides long. It is a transcript of the gene junbb, whose product is annotated as JunB proto-oncogene, AP-1 transcription factor subunit b. NCBI's taxonomy places the organism in Eukaryota, Metazoa, Chordata, Actinopteri, Kurtiformes, Apogonidae. Gene Ontology annotation, molecular function: RNA polymerase II cis-regulatory region sequence-specific DNA binding; DNA-binding transcription factor activity, RNA polymerase II-specific; transcription factor binding. The record is from RefSeq and is a predicted model, not a curated record. Gene Ontology annotation, cellular component: transcription regulator complex. Gene Ontology annotation, biological process: regulation of transcription by RNA polymerase II; regulation of cell cycle; regulation of cell population proliferation.